GCCGCGGCCGGAAGCCCUGGUGCGCUUCCCGUUCCCGUGGCGGGCGGCGGGGCCGCUGGCGGCGGCCGGGCUGGAGCCUCCGCGGGCUGGGUGAGCGCUGGAAGCGCCCGGGAACGGACGGACGGACGGACAGACGUUUCCGUAUGCAUGGAUGUCACCUGAACCUUCUUAGCAGACCUUAAAUUGUGUGUCAGCUUACCCUAGCCAUGAGUGGCUCCAAACCUGAUAUCCUGUGGGCCCCACACCACGUUGACAGAUUUGUUGUGUGCGAUUCAGAGCUGAGCCUGUAUCACAUUGACUCUGCUGUGAGCUCGGAGCUCAAGGCAGGGUCCCUGCGGCUGUCGGAGGAGACUACGGCCACGCUGCUGUCCAUAAACUCGGACACUCCCUACAUGAAAUGUGUGGCUUGGUAUCCCAAGUAUGAUCCCGAGUGUCUCCUUGCCGUUGGACAGGCCAAUGGCCGAGUGGUGCUUACCAGCCUGGGGCAAGAUCACAACUCCAAAUCCAAAGAUUUGAUAGGCAAGGAGUUUGUUCCCAAGCAUGCUCGGCAGUGCAAUACCCUGGCCUGGAACCCCCUGGACAGCAACUGGCUUGCUGCUGGGCUGGAUAAACAUCGGGCUGACUUUUCUGUGCUGAUCUGGGACAUCAGCAGCAAAUAUGCCCCAGAGACUGCAGUUGCUACAGAGAAAGUGAGGCUUUCAGCAGGAGAUGCAGAGGCAGGCCUGGUAGUUACAAAACCACUGUAUGAAUUAGGGCAGAAUGAUGCUUGUCUCUCUCUCUGUUGGCUUCCACGGGAUCAGAAACUGCUCUUAGCUGGAAUGCAUCGAAAUCUGGCUAUCUUUGAUCUUAGGAACACAAGCCAAAAAAUAUUUGUAAACACCAAGGCUGUCCAAGGAGUGACUGUUGAUCCCUAUUUCCACGAUCGUGUUGCUUCCUUCUAUGAAGGUCAGGUUGCCAUAUGGGAUUUAAGAAAGUUUGAAAAGCCUGUUUUGACCCUGACAGAGCAACCAAAACCCUUAACAAAAGUUGCAUGGUGUCCAACAAGGACUGGACUGUUAGCUACUUUAACAAGGGAUAGUAACAUCAUUAGACUGUAUGACAUGCAGCAUACUCCCACCCCUAUUGGAGAUGAAACUGAGCCAACAAUAAUUGAGAGAAGUGUCCAGCCAUGUGAAAAUUACAUUGCUUCAUUUGCCUGGCAUCCCACAAGCCAGAACCGAAUGGUGGUAGUGACUCCCAACAGGACUAUGUCUGACUUCACUGUUUUUGAAAGAAUUUCUCUUGCAUGGAGCCCAGUGACAUCCUUAAUGUGGGCCUGUGGACGACAUUUGUAUGAGUGUACAGAAGAGGGAAAGGCUAGCUCCUUGGAAAAAGACAUUGCAACCAAAAUGCGCCUCAGAGCUCUCUCACGGUAUGGUCUUGAUACUGAACAAGUUUGGAGAAAUCACCUCCUAGCUGGAAAUGAAGAUCCUCAGCUGAAGUCCCUUUGGUACACUCUGCAUUUUAUGAAGCAGUAUACUGAAGAUAUGGAUCAAAAACUUACAGGAAACAAAGGUCCCUUAGUUUACACUGGCAUUAAAUCAAUUGUGAAGUCAUCUUUGGGAACAACGGAGAACCUCAGGCACAGCAGGAGUGGAUCUGAUAGACAGGCAGAUAUUAUUCAGUAUCUGAGUGAGGAGAGAUCUUUGGCUUUGCAGCUCUGUGGGUGGAUAAAGAAGGGAACAGACUUAGAUGUGGAACCUUUCCUAAAUUCAUUGGAACAGGAGGGAGACUGGGAGCGAGCUGCUGCUGUAGCACUUUUCAACUUGGACAUACGGCGAGCAAUACAAAUUCUGAAUAAAGGGGCUUCCUCAGGAAAAGGUGAUCUGAACCUUAAUGUUGUAGCAAUGGCUCUGUCAGGCUACACAGAUGAGAAGAAUUCACUUUGGAGAGAAAUGUGCAGUACUCUGAGACUGCAGUUGAACAAUCCCUACUUGUGUGCUAUGUUUGCUUUCCUGACGAGUGAGUCUGGUUCAUAUGAUGGUGUUUUGUAUGAGAAUAACGUGGCUGUACGAGACAGAGUGGCAUUUGCUUGCAAGUUCCUCAACGAUGCUCAGCUCAACAGAUUUAUUGAAAAGCUGACAAAUGAAAUGAAAGAGGCUGGGAAUUUGGAGGGAAUACUGUUAACAGGGCUGACAAAAGAUGGAGUUGACUUGAUGGAAAGUUAUGUUGAUAGAACUGGAGAUGUCCAGACGGCAAGCUAUUGCAUGCUGCAGGGUUCUCCAUCAGAUGUACUUAAGGAUGAAAGGGUUCAGUACUGGAUUGAGAACUACAGGAAUCUUUUAGAUGCCUGGAGGUUUUGGCAUAAACGUGCAGAAUUUGAUAUUCAUAGGAGUAAGCUGGAUCCCAGCUCAAAGCCUUUAGCCCAGGUGUUUGUGAGUUGCAAUUUCUGUGGGAAAUCAAUCUCUUACAGCUGCUCAGCUAUUCCUCACCAGGGGCGCGGUUUUAGCCAGUAUGGAGUCAGCGGUUCCCCCACCAAGUCCAAAGUUACGAGCUGUCCUGGUUGCCGUAAGCCCCUUCCCCGCUGUGCACUUUGCCUGAUAAAUAUGGGAACACCAGUUUCCAGCUGUCCAGGAGGAUCCAAGUCAGAUGAAAAAGUGGAUCUUAGCAAAGACAAGAAGUUAGCCCAGUUCAACAACUGGUUUACUUGGUGUCACAACUGUAGGCAUGGUGGACAUGCUGGACAUAUGCUGAGCUGGUUCAGGGACCAUACUGAGUGCCCAGUUUCUGCCUGCUCUUGUAAGUGUAUGCAGCUGGAUACAACAGGGAAUCUCGUUCCAGCAGAGACUGUCCAGGCAUAAAUACUGUUAGAAAAUGUGUGGCUCUCUGAUGGAUGUCCAUCACAGUCCAAGCAGAUAUUUUAGACAAGGUAAUUUGUGACUUACUGUGAAAAAAUAAAUUGCUAUCAAAGUAGUAAAA
Messenger RNA from Zonotrichia leucophrys gambelii, 2958 nucleotides. It is a transcript of the gene MIOS, whose product is annotated as meiosis regulator for oocyte development. Gene Ontology annotation, cellular component: cytoplasm. Gene Ontology annotation, molecular function: protein binding. The coding region runs from base 207 to 2840 and encodes 877 amino acids. Gene Ontology annotation, biological process: cellular response to amino acid starvation; positive regulation of TORC1 signaling. The transcript is spliced from 11 exons. The record is from RefSeq and is a predicted model, not a curated record. NCBI's taxonomy places the organism in Eukaryota, Metazoa, Chordata, Aves, Passeriformes, Passerellidae.